This is a messenger RNA of Myotis daubentonii (Daubenton's bat), 2669 nucleotides long. It is a transcript of the gene LYPD6B, whose product is annotated as LY6/PLAUR domain containing 6B. Gene Ontology annotation, molecular function: acetylcholine receptor regulator activity. The record is from RefSeq and is a predicted model, not a curated record. NCBI's taxonomy places the organism in Eukaryota, Metazoa, Chordata, Mammalia, Chiroptera, Vespertilionidae.
CCCAGACGCAAGGUCAGAAUGCUGCUCUUCUGUCAUGCUCUAGCUGUAGCAGUUGUCCAGAUCUUCAUCUUCUCAGAAAACCGGGCCUUUGCCAAGAACAUCAACUUCUAUAACGUGAGGCCUCCUCUUGACCCUACACCAUUUCCAAACAGCUUCAAGUGUUUUACCUGUGAAAAUGCAGGAGAUAAUUAUAACUGCAAUCGAUGGGCAGAAGACAAGUGGUGUCCACAAAACACACAGUACUGUUUGACAGUUCAUCACUUUACCAGUCAUGGAAGAAGUACAUCCAUCACCAAAAAGUGCGCCUCCAGAAGUGAAUGUCAUUCAGUUGGCUGCCACCACAGCCGAGAUUCUGAACAUACAGAGUGUAGGUCGUGCUGUGAAGGAAUGAUCUGCAAUGUGGAAUUACCCACCAACCACACUAACGCGGUCUUCGCCGUAAUGCACGCUCAGAGAACGUCUGGGAGCAGUGCCCACACGCUCUGCCUGCCAGCGCUUGCCUGGGUUUUCAUGCUUCCGUUGAUAUGAUGCCGCCAUUCCUAGGAGAGGCAGAGCCCAGCCCUCUGACGCACAAACUAAAAACUGUGUAAACAGCGAACUUUUGAAUGAAGAGCAAUCUUGCAAUUGGUGAAGAGUACACAUUGGACUCAAAGCAGAAGACAGUUGUUUGCUUGGUUAAAACGCUCUUGCAUGAGGCCAUGGGAUUCAGGAAGGGAAUUUGGCCCGGACUGAGGGCAUUUUCUGGCUUCCAGGCUUCCUGGUCAAAGAGGCUGCAUUUUGUCACUUUUGCAGGAAGGAUCCUGCCAGCACCCACAAUGGACAGGCUUUAGUAGCCUAUGUUGUCCCCACCUGACCAGGCCUUCGGCUGAAAGGACUCCUUGACCUCACUGACUCUUUCAGAAGCUGCUGGGUCAGAUCUCUUUCUGUGAUUAGCUCAGAGUGUCUCUGGGAAGUCUCACCCUUCCCCCGAUGAAAAAGCAAUGUGUGCUAAUUGUGUGUGUGUGGAGGAGAAUAAAGCUUUUAAAUUAUGAGAGUAAAAUGCAUGCUUGGGUGUUGCCUGACUGACAUGAAGAUCUCAGAUGAAACACAUUUACCAGUGUCAUAAAGGAGGUCACUGAAGUUAUGCUUUACACACACCCUGGGGGAUAUUUUCUGGCUUAAACUAUAAAACUUCAUGCCAAAGUGACUUCGUAUUUUCUUUUUGGGGAAGUACACUUCUUAGGAUGCUAAAUGCAAAGUAUGUGAAUUUAGAAGGUCAGGAAACCUCCCUGAUGAAGGACGAUGAUACCUUACCACACGAUGAACCCUCAGGAGUAGCAGAUUAAAGUCAGAGAACCUAGCAAGACGGUCCCUCUUCCCCUUCCCCGCAGUCAGCUUCUCUCUGGCAGGGCCACCAAGAAAACUUUCUAAAAACAUCCUAAAACAUUGUGUCCCCAUAUCUCCUUCUUUUUCCCAUUUUGAACAGUCUCAGAAUUUAAAAUAAGCACCUUCUUUUUAUUCCUAGAAUCUUGAUUUCCUGCCUUUACACUUCGGGGUGAUCAUUAAACACUCUGCCCUUGUAUGCAUAGUGAUGAGUUAAUGGAGUCUUGGUGUUUUAUUGAACAUCCACCGUUAGGACACCCAGUGCUCCAUAGUAUCCAUUAAUGAUACUAUGCUUGCCAUGCACACUCACCUAUGGUGAGGGUUGGUAAAUUAUGGCCCAUGGGCCAAAUAUGCCUCACUGUUCUUAGUCUGCUAGACUGCUGUAACAAAUAUACUUUUAAUUAAAUGACUGAAACAAAAACAUUUCAUUCUCACAGUUCUAGGUGCUAGAAAGUCCAAGAUCAAGGUGCCAGCAGAUUGUAUCUGAUGAGGGCCCUCAUCGUGGUUUGUAGAACACCAUCUAUUUGUAUGAUCUAAGGGCAGAAAGCAGGGAGAGAGCUCCAUUCCCUGCAUUCCCUUAUGAGGGCACUAAUCCAUUCAUGAGGGCUCUACGUUCAUGACCUAAUUAUCUCUCAAAGGUCCCACAUCCAAAUACCAUCACAUUAGGUAUUCAACAUAUGAAUUGGGGUGGAGGGCACAAACAUUUAGUCCAUAUCAACUACCUAUUUUUGUGAAUAAAGUUUUAUUGGAACACAGCCAUGUCUUUUCACUUCCAUAUUGUCUAGGGCUGCUUUCAUGCUACAACAGGAAGGAUGACUAGAUAGAUGCAGCAGAGUGUGUCUGGCCGACUAAGUCUAGAAGAUGUACUGCCUUGUCCUUUACAGGAAAAGCACCGACCUCUAACCUGUGAAAUGGUAAAACCGCAUUGGGAGAAAGCUGCUUGCUUUGCAGGGCCUGUGAUGCUCAUGGUGGUUACUCAGCCUGGGAAGGGCUUGCCCGAUCACUUUGCUUAUUUUCUCUGUCUUCUGCAUCAGUGCAUUUUUCUUCUCUGUUUUGUUUGUCCCACUCAUGUGAUUCAGUCUCUUAGUAGUAAUGUGCUGAUGUCAGGGGCUGGGCCGUGUGCUUGUUUUUUCUUCUCUUUGAUGCAAUGGGAGGGUCUCAACUUAAGGCUCUUCAGCCUCCAAUAAAACAGGGAGGAGGCAGACAUCAUUAUCUCCCUGCUUAUGGUUGAAGAGUAGACUCACCUGGAAGCGUCGUUUUGAAGCCUGAUACAGAUUUAUCCGCCUCUCACUCAGCACCUUGAAGUA